This is a messenger RNA of Paramecium tetraurelia, 2049 nucleotides long. RefSeq lists its product as uncharacterized. The record is from RefSeq and is a predicted model, not a curated record. Lineage: Eukaryota; Ciliophora; Oligohymenophorea; Peniculida; Parameciidae. The transcript has 7 exons.
AUGAAAGCACAACAAGCAGCAACUCUUUUAUUGGAAGAGACUCUUUUUCAAGUUGACUUAAGAGCUGAACAACUUAAAAGUUAUUUGGAGAAAGUUACUAACACAGUUAAUGGACAUUCUUCUUAUCUAAACAACUUAUAAAUCUAAUUGAAUCAAGUAUUGAAAUUGCAAGAUUAUGAAGCCUAUUUACAGAGAACAGCUAAGUCGAUGUCUUUACGUGAUCCUGAAUUCGAGCAAUAGAUUUCUUUUUAGUUGGAGAAACCAUUGGCUGAAAAUGGAUCAGAUCAAAUAGAGAAUGCUAUAUGUAUGGUAAUUAACAAAGAGCGAGUAUUCAGUUAAGGAAUGGCUUAUCUAUUCAAGCGAAGUAAAGAUUGGGAAGCUAAACUCAACAAAUUGGAGGCUGAUCUCGCCAAAAGAGCUUUAAAAGAUGAUUUGGAGAAGGGCUUGAAAGAACAAAAAACUAAAUUAUCCGAUCAAAUUGAGGAUUUAAAUAAGAAACUUACUAAACGAUUUUAGGAUUAGGAGAGAUCAGCAACUUAAAAUUAAAAUCAGUUACAAUAAAGUAUUAAUGAGUUAGAGAAGAAAACAUUGUGGAAAAUAAGUGAUUGUGAAAAGCUAUUAUAAUAAAGAAUCAAUGACAAAUUUGUGGAAUCCUCUUGUUAAGGUGUUUAUGAUAGAGUUAUGAGAGACAUAGCCAAAUAGAAAGAUGAAGGUAUUAAGGGAAUUUAAAAUGAAAUGGCUGAAUUAAAAGCCAAAUUUUAAUACAACGAUGAAAGAAAUCAAGACAAUUUCAAAACAUUAAGAAUCCAAUUGAAGGAAAUGAAUGAUACAAUCUCUCAGAAAUAUACACCUCUUGAAAAAUUCGAAUAAACUAAACAAAUACUAAGUGAUAGAACUGUUGAAUUAUAAAAUAAAGUUGGAGAAUUGUCCAGAAAAAUGGAUGCCAUUUUACAAUUAGAAAAAUUGAUUCCAUAAAUCAAAUCAAUGGAUGAUAAGAUUGCCGAUUGUUAGUAUAGGGGCGAAUAAAACAGGAAAGACAUAGAGGAAUUAAAAAUCAAGACUGAAAAUUUUGAUGGGUAAGCAAAAGGGGGAAAAAGUGACAUUGAUCCUCAUAAAGUUUGUUCAUUAGAAGCUGAUAUUAAAAGGUUAAAAAGUGAUUAUACAGAUUAAGAAAAUAAAUUAAGACUAUUAGAAAAUGAAUUGAAAAGAAAAAUUGAUGUAAAUGAACAAAGAUUCCUAUAACAACUAAACCUUUUGAAGUAGGCUCCUUAAUAAUAAUAAUUAUCCAAAGAGGAUAUUAUCUCUAUUAUUGACAAGGAGAUAUCGUAACCAAUGAGUUUAUUAAGAGCAAGAAUACUCCAGAUAGUUGGUUAAGCUUGUGGAGAAAAUAUGUCCUUUGAGAUGUUCAUAAGAAAUCUAUUGAAUGAUAUUGCUGACAUGAAAAAGAAGAUGGAAGGGCUACAAGAUCUUGAUAAGAAAAUGAGAAAGUAUAUGAAAUAAAUGACAUCAAAUGAUAAUACUGAUCUAUAGAGAUAACUUGCAGAAAAAGCUAAUGAAGAAGACACUAAAGCUAAAUUUACAGCCUUGGAAGAAAAAUACAAAACAAUGGCUGAAAAUUAUGGCAUCUUGGCUAAAGGAAUGAAAGAAUUAGAGGAGUUCUCAAACUAUUUAUAAACAUUACUUUAUGUAAACCAAUAAGAAACUGUGAGUAUCUUAACAGGAAAUCAUAGAGUCGUCACUUAGAGAUGUUUAGUGUGUUCUGGAAAAACCAAGUUAACUAAAACUGUAGAUAAAAGCUAAGAUUUGAAUUAAGCUAAAUUAGUUAGGGGAGACUUAAGACCAAAAGAUUUGGUUUAUGAAAAUUCUGAAGUUUAUGAACUAAAUCCAAACUAAGUGAAUUACACGUCAGACAAUUAGAAAUACGUAGGAACUACAGUUGGAUUCAAAUAUCCGAUGCUUAAUCAGAAUAAAGCAAGUAACUAAGAUGAUCCUUCUUCUAGCUCUGGUAGAAUCGCAAGACCCUAAAGUGCUUAACAAAAAAAAUAUUGA